AUGUCUAAAAAAAAUCUGUGGUUGUACCACACGGCGUCGUUAGACAUGCACAAUAUUGAAGAACCAAGCGAUCGAGCCAGCAUUGACGAUGAAGGUACAAGUCUGUCCAAGACCAACGAGGAGGUAAAAAAACCGCGAACAGGAUAUGAAUGGAAGAACGGAGCAUCCAUUUGCCUAUGUGCAGCAGCAUCGAUCCUAUUCUUGAAUAUCCUCUUCACUAUCAUUGCUGCGUCGCGAGCCCAACAAUCCUCCCGAUCUUUCGAAGCAGAGACAAUCUUUGAGGGGAGCUGCACAAAGGCCAAACGCUGGUCUACAGGAUUCCAUAUCCUGAUCAAUGUGCUUGGCACUAUUCUUCUCGGCGCGAGUAAUUACUGCAUGCAAUGUUUGAGUGCGCCCUCGCGUAAGGAUGUCGACCACGUGCAUGCCCACGGCAAGUGGUUGGACAUCGGGACUCCGAGCGUUGCUAAUUUGAGGGUUAUGAGUUGGGUGCAAAUUAUUAUCUGGUGUCUACUUGUUCUGACUUCUCUGCCGUUUCAUAUCCUCUACAACGCAGCUGUUUUCUCUGCGCUGUCUUCAAAUGCAUAUGGCGUGGUUGCGGUUUCCCCAGGCAGUCCUAUCGGAUCGACAAAUUCGACUACUAGUGCUUGCUAUGAGGACCUGGUGGGAAAAGAUGUUGUACAGGUUCAGGCGAUGUACCAGGGCAAAGAACUGGAGUCCUUAAGCAAAGAGGACUGUAUCAAGGCCUAUGGAGCAGCGUUUCUGACCAAUCGACGGACCCUUCUCCUUGUGACUAACAACAGUUCAAUUAGCUCACCGGGUUUAUUUGUUGGCGUUGGUAGCCCUCCAACCUCGGUGGAUGAUAAUCAAAACCCGUUUGAUUGGAUGUGCACUGGGCCCGAUACUGACUUAUAUGGUGACUUUGGCUCAGGGACGUCACAGUGUCUUCAAUCUGCCGUUCUUAAACAUGUUAAUGGCUGGUCAGUAACUGCUGAACCUUUCGCUAGCAACGAUAUCGUUGUCGCUGGGACAGGCUUUGCGUUUACCAGACAGAACUAUUCCGACCUGCGAUAUUCAUCUUUACCACAGUCCACGCGGGCGGAUAUCAUGGAUCUGGGGGCGUUUCUGGAGUCUCCUUUCAAUACCGUAAAUGAUACUUUGGGCUUUAUACAGAGCCAGAGCUGGCAGACCCAGCGGUUUGAGUCCCAACUCAAUGUGUACAUGUCUGACUCUGUCUGUGCGACUGAUAGUCGCACGCUAUCAGUCUCACCCCCACAGUAUUAUUCGGUAGACCACUGCUUGAGUGAGAAGGUAGAGGAGCAUUGCCGAGUCAUGUACAGUCCAGCGAUUUGUUUAGUGGUUAUCUUGUGCAACGCCGUCAAGGUGAUUUGCAUCAUGUUCACUAUCCGAAUCCGCCGCAAGGAGCUGUUCUUCACUGUUGGCGAUGCCAUCACAUCAUUCAUGAAAUAUCCCGACCGGACCACACUUUGCAGAUCGUGGGUGGACCAAAAGGAGGCAAAGUCAGUAUUUACAAAGCCUCGUCCCAUGAAAUCCAGAACCCUGCCUCCGCGGAGACGAUGGCAUUACGCAGUGGGCCGACGACGCUGGGCUCUAUCCGUCACCUGGUAG
Aspergillus oryzae RIB40 is the source of this 1626-nucleotide messenger RNA. RefSeq lists its product as uncharacterized. The transcript is spliced from 2 exons. Lineage: Eukaryota; Fungi; Ascomycota; Eurotiomycetes; Eurotiales; Aspergillaceae. The record is from RefSeq and is a predicted model, not a curated record. Bases 1 to 1626 code for a protein of 541 amino acids.